This is a messenger RNA of Aegilops tauschii subsp. strangulata, 735 nucleotides long. NCBI's taxonomy places the organism in Eukaryota, Viridiplantae, Streptophyta, Magnoliopsida, Poales, Poaceae. The record is from RefSeq and is a predicted model, not a curated record.
AUGGCCUCCUGGUUGAGCAUCCGCGAUCGGCCGACGGCGGGCUCGACGGCCGGAGGUGAGCUGGCUGAGGACAAGGGCUUCUUCCCUUUCUCCGUCCGGUUUGGCGCCCUGGCGAUUGAGAGAACUAAGCUCGAGUCGGAUUGGAAGAGGAUGGAGAGGUACGGGGAAGCGAAGAAGUUGGGGAAGCAAGGGGUGGAGCACUUCACCGCGGUGCACAAGGUGUUCGGUGCCAGCAAUGUUUCCAAGAUCCUUAAUCAAGCCCCUUCCCACAAGCGCUUUGAUGCCGCCAUCACUGUAUGUUAUGAGGCAAAGGCGCGCCUCCGUGACCCUAUCUACGGCUGUGUCGGCGACAUCUUCGCUCUCCAACAACGGGUAGCGAACCUCCAGGCUGAAGUCGCCUCCCUACAGGCUCACCUCACGACACUGCAACAGCCUUCACCGCCUCCUUUUCCGUCCCUUUCAUACAUGCCCAUGACCACCGAGUUCUCCAUUUCUGAACUGGCGUCAUUGUCCAAUGUCCCGAACACCGUCGAACUAUCUUCAUUGUUCGACCCGUCGAUGCAGUGGGCCUUCCAGCAGCAACACCAACAACCAUAUGGCCAGACGGGGGAAGGCUCUGGCCGUAGAGGCAACGCCAACUCCAAUGGCGAUGACUUGCAAGCCCUGGCUAGGGAGCUCUUGGAUCGACGGUCGACAGGAUUGGCACCCCAGCAACCAUUGAACACACAGUUUUGA